AUGCCAAUUGCAAACGUGACACGUAUCAUGCGUCGGGUCCUUCCCGACCAUGCCAAGAUCGCCGACGAUGCCAAGGAGACGAUCCAGGAGUGUGUCUCCGAGUUCAUAGGCUUUGUCACCAGCGAGGCCAACCAGCGCUGCCACCGCGAGUACCGCAAGACGGUCACUCCCGACGAUGUCCUCUCUGCCAUGGCCACACUCGGCUUCUCCACCUACGUGCAGCCCCUCUCCGUUUUCCUUGACAGGCACCGUGGAGUCCACAGCCAGUCACCGGCGCAUCAUGCACAUACAUUUCAAGGUUACGUGCCUUCCAGGGUGGACCGUAGUAGUUAUGGGUUGUUUGGCCCACCAGAGAUGGGUGGUUACUUUAUGGGAAAUAAAGGUGGCGAAGAAGGCUCUUCAGACCCUUUUGUGCACCAGUAUAAGUAG
Messenger RNA from Striga hermonthica, 429 nucleotides. The record is from the annotation of a GenBank genome assembly. Lineage: Eukaryota; Viridiplantae; Streptophyta; Magnoliopsida; Lamiales; Orobanchaceae.